AAUUACAGUGCGAUUCAGAUUGGAGUGUUCUGUGCUGGUGCAAAGUAGUCAGCUUGUUUUCCCCUAAAGUUACAGUUUUAUAAUGAAUUCUAGAUUUUUUGUUUCACGAUGUCUGCGACAGCUGCAACUUACAUCGUAUUUACGGAAUACAGUACCUUGCAAUCUGAGAAUGAUCAGUUUUAUUCCAGUUACAUGCGAUAAGCACGUUGUUUCGAUCCCAAAGAUACAGACACAUAACCUCGAAACACGUCGAUACAAAUCUAAAAAGAAGGGUAAAAAGGCUCAAGAGGCAGAAGAUCCUGAUGAUGAGAAUAAAGAAGCAGAGGAAGAAGAUGACAUGGAAGAAGGCGAUGCAUUGCCUGGUGAGCAGGAGAAGAUUCUUAAGCUUAGUCAAGUUCGAGUAGACAAACUGUUAAGGCUGGCCGUAAAUUCAUCACGCAUUGUGGAAGAAGCUUAUGUUGAGGGGAGACUACGUAAAAAUGAUGAGAAAGUUAUUAAAAAGAGUGCUCCUGUUCAGCAAGGUGACAUUUUGGAUAUUGAGAUAGGUCCUGAUACCAAAAAUCCUGACUUCCUCAAAGUACAUAGAAUAGAAAUCUUGGAAAUAAAAGAAGGCGUUCACAGCAUGGUGAGAGUACUUAUUUGCAAGAAUUUGACUAUCAAGGCAUAUGAUAGCUAGCUGUUGGUGAAGUUACUGUAACUUAGCAUAUUUUCCUGAAAUAAAAUGAAUUGAGUUAUGGAGAGACUGUACCAUAACACUGCAAAAUAAAAACCUUGUCAAGAAGAAAGCA
This is a messenger RNA of Frankliniella occidentalis (western flower thrips), 788 nucleotides long. RefSeq lists its product as uncharacterized. The record is from RefSeq and is a predicted model, not a curated record. NCBI's taxonomy places the organism in Eukaryota, Metazoa, Arthropoda, Insecta, Thysanoptera, Thripidae. The transcript is spliced from 4 exons. The coding region runs from base 83 to 676 and encodes 197 amino acids.